GCGGGGCCUCGACAACGCCAUCAAGUAGCCCGGGGAACGGCCGGCGCGCUCGGGACCGGUGGGCGGCGGAGGCCGGAGCCGCUGGGCCGCAGGACCUGAGUCCGCGUCGGCCCCGCCAUGCGCCCGCCGCCCUGGGCUGCGCCGGGGUGGCUGCUGCUGCCGCUGCUCCUGCUGCCGCCGCCGCUGGCCGCCCUGGAAGCCUCUCGGAAGCCGACGCCCUGUCAGCGGUGCCGGGGGCUGGUGGACAAGUUCAACCAGGGCAUGGCGGACACGGCGAACAAGAACUUCGGCGGCGGGAACACGGCUUGGGAGGAAAAGACGCUGUCCAAGUACGAGUUCAGUGAGAUCCGCUUCCUGGAGAUCGUGGAGGGCCUGUGUGGGAGCAGCGACUUCGAGUGCAACCAGAUGGUGGAGGAGCACGAGGAGCACCUGGAGGCCUGGUGGCUGCAGCUGAAGAAGGAGCACCCCGACCUGCAGGAGUGGUUCUGCGUGCAGACGCUACAAGUGUGCUGCUCUCCAGGGACCUACGGCCCCCACUGUCACGAGUGCCAGGGCGGCUCCGAGAGGCCCUGCAGUGGAAACGGCCGUUGCGACGGAGACGGCAGCAGGCAGGGGGACGGGUCCUGCCAGUGCCACGUGGGGUACCAGGGGCCGCUGUGCACUGACUGUGCGGACGGCUACUUCAGCUCGCUGAGGAACGAGACCCACAGCGUCUGCACAGCCUGUGACGAGUCCUGCAAGACCUGCUCGGGCCCCACCAACCGACACUGCAGCGAGUGCGAAGUGGGCUGGGAGCGCGUGCAGGACGCCUGCGUGGACGUGGACGAGUGCGGGGCCGAGGCGUCCCCCUGCAGCGAGGCGCAGUACUGUGAGAACGUCAGUGGCUCCUACCUAUGCGAAGAUGCUUGGGUCCUGCCACCCACGGGGGACACUUGGAUGGAGCUCCUGGCUCCCGGCUUCCGCCUGGCCCGCCACUCUUGGGAUAAGCCUUCGGGGCGUGAACCAGACAUGGAAGACGUCUCACUCUGCCUUUCAAAAAAGUGAAAACAAAAAUGAAAGCGUCUUACCUUUAAAAAGAAUGUAGCAACACAGGGAACAGAAAUGUGGUGCAGAAAACUCAGGAAGUUCUUUUUUAAAGAUGUAUUACUUAUCUGAAAGCGCUACGGAGGGGGAGAGGUGCUGCUUGCCCGGUUCGCCAGCGCUGCAGCCGCGGCUGUACCCGCUGCGCCUUGGCGCCUCCGGCAGCCUGGACUGCGUAACAGGAGUGGGCAUGCAGCCUGGCGGCUCUACGCCGCCGCGCCAGGUGUGACGGCCAGCUCUGGCUCCUGCCGUCAGAGGGGCGGCCUGGUGGGGGGAGCCAGCAGAAGGAAGCUCUGUCCCUCUCUCUGCCUCUCAAGUCAAAAAGAAUGACCCAACCUCGACAGUGUUCCCACCAUCGUGAACCACGAGCCCUGGAGAUGAACCCGUGAACACGCCUCAUCUUUGGAUUAACUUCCAAACGACUCAGAGAAGGAAGGAUGUGUAUCAGGGCCCUCGCACCUCCAGAGACUGUGCCGGUGCACGGUGCUCCCCUGGGCCUGCCACAGCCCUCUCACCUCCAGAGACUGUGCCGGCGCACGGUGCUCCCCCCGGGCCUGCCAUAGCCCUCGCACCUCCAGAGACUGUGCCGGCGCACGGUGCUCCCUGGGCCUGCCACAGCCCUCGCACCUCCAGAGAGACUGUGCCGGCGCACGGUGCUCCCCCGGGCCUGCCACAGCCCUCGCACCUCCAGAGACUGUGCCAGCGCACGGUGCUCCCCCCGGGCCUGCCACAGCCCUCUCACCUCCAGAGACUGUGCCGGCACACAGUGCUCCCCGGGCCUGCCACAGCCCUCGCACAUCCAGAGACUGCCGGCACACAGUGCUCCCCCGGGCCUGCCACAGCCCUCGCACAGGGGUCUGGCAGUGGUCUCUGCCUGGGCUGCAGCCCGGAAGCCUGGAGGGCAGGGGCGCAGCUCUCGUUGGGCCCCCUGCAGGCAGACAACCCAGACCACCAAGCGUGAGGUGUGUUUUGUUUUGAGAAAUCCACCAGACCCCGUUUCUUCAGCAGAAGGACUGUCGGGUCUUGGUUUUGUCUUUUGUCUCUUCCUUUGAUUUUACUGGGAAGGCACAGAGAGGUCUUCCAUUUGCAGGUUCACUCCCCAGAUGCUCGCAACAGACAGGGCUGGGCCAGGCCAAGCCAGGAGCCUGGGAGUGGGUCCCAGCACUGGGGGUGCGGCAGGAGGCGGGGCCGGAAGGAGCCAGCACUUGAGCUGGGCGUCCCCCGGGACCCCACUGCUGCCGGCAUGACGGCCCUGCAGGAGCAUUGUGUGCCUGGCCACAGACGGGGU
Molecule: messenger RNA, 2368 nt
Organism: Oryctolagus cuniculus (rabbit)
Lineage: Eukaryota; Metazoa; Chordata; Mammalia; Lagomorpha; Leporidae
Gene: CRELD2
Product: CRELD disulfide isomerase 2
Molecular function (GO): calcium ion binding
Source: RefSeq, a predicted model, not a curated record